Rangifer tarandus platyrhynchus (Svalbard reindeer) is the source of this 1551-nucleotide messenger RNA. NCBI's taxonomy places the organism in Eukaryota, Metazoa, Chordata, Mammalia, Artiodactyla, Cervidae. The record is from the annotation of a GenBank genome assembly.
AUGUUUUCUGUGUUUGGACUCCCCAUCCCUAUCUCGGCCACAGAACUUCUCCUGGCCUCUGCUGUCUUCUGCCUGGUAUUCUGGGUGGUCAGGACCUGGCGGCCUCGGGUCCCUCAAGGCCUGAAGAGUCCACCGGAGCCCUGGGGCUUGCCCCUGCUCGGGCACGUGCUGACCUUGGGGAAGAACCCACACAUGGUCCUGUCACAGCUGAGCCAGCGCUAUGGGGACGUGCUACAGAUCCGCAUUGGCUGCACACCCGUGCUGGUGCUCAGUGGCCUGGACACCAUCCGGCAGGCCUUGGUGCGGCAGGGCGAUGAUUUCAAGGGCCGGCCCGACCUCUACAGCUUCACCUUUAUCUCUGAUGGCCAGAGCAUGACCUUCAACCCAGACUCUGGACCGGUGUGGGCUGCCCGGCGACGCUUGGCCCAGAAUGCUCUGAAGAGUUUCUCCAUCGCCUCAGACCCGUCUUCCUCAUCCUCCUGCUACCUGGAGGAUCACGUGAGCAAGGAGGCUGAGGCCCUCCUGGGCAAGUUCCAGGAGCUGAUGGCAGGGCCUGGGCGCUUCGACCCCUUCAAGUAUGUAGUGGUGUCAGUGGCCAAUGUCAUCUGUGCCAUAUGCUUUGGCCGGCGUUAUGACCACGACGACAAAGAGUUUCUUAGCCUCAUCGACCUGAAUAAUGAGUUUGGGGAGAUAGCUGCCUCCGGGAACCCAGCUGACUUCAUCCCUGUCCUCCGUUACCUGCCCAACACUGCUCUGGACCUCUUCAAGGACCUGAAUCGGAGGUUCCACGUCUUUGUACAGAAGAUAGUCACGGAACACUAUAAAACGUUUGAGAAGGGUCACAUCCGGGACAUCACAGACAGCCUGAUUGAGCACUGCCAGGACAAGAGGCUGGACGAGAAUGCCAAUAUCCAGCUGUCGGAUGAGAAGAUCAUUAAUGUCGUCAUAGACCUCUUUGGAGCCGGGUUUGACACAGUCACAACUGCCAUCUCCUGGAGCCUCCUGUACCUGGUGACAAGCCCCAGGGCGCAAAAAAAGAUUCAGGAGGAGCUGGACACAGUGAUUGGCAGGGCGCGGCGGCCCCGGCUCUCUGACAGACCCCAGCUGCCCUAUUUGGAGGCCUUCAUCCUGGAGACCUUCCGACACUCCUCCUUCGUUCCCUUCACCAUCCCCCACAGUACCACAAGAGACACCAGUCUGAAUGGCUUUUACAUCCCCAAGGGGCGCUGUGUCUUUGUGAACCAGUGGCAGAUCAACCAUGACCAGAAGCUAUGGGAGGAUCCAUCUGAGUUCCGGCCAGAACGGUUUCUCACUGCUGAUGGCACCAUCAACAAAGUACUGAGUGAGAAGGUGAUUCUUUUCGGCUUGGGCAAGCGGAAGUGCAUCGGUGAGACCAUUGCCCGCUUGGAGGUCUUUCUCUUCUUGGCCAUCCUGCUGCAUCAGGUGGAAUUCCAUGUGACCCCAGGUGUGAAGGUGGACAUGACCCCCCUGUAUGGGCUGACCAUGAAGUACACCCGCUGUGAGCAUUUUCAGGUGCACAUGCGCCCUUAG